AAACAUGGAUCCCAUCCUACUUUUCUUUGCAACCUUCUUCCCACUACUGUCUCUUGCAUUCCUUAUAUUCUACAAAAAAUCUAAUUAUGCCUCGAACCCUAACCUUCCGCCCGGCAGGAUGGGAUUUCCAUACAUCGGUGAAAGCAUCGAGUACCUCUUAACAGGUCGAAGGGGUCACCCCGAGAAGUUCUUAAAAGAUAGAAUGGCCAAAUACUCUUCGCAAGUCUUCAAAACUUCGAUAUUCGGAGAACCCAUGGCCGUCGUAUGCGGGGCUGUCGGUAACAAAUUCUUGUUCUCCAACGAAAACAAGCUCGUCACUUCGUGGUGGCCGGAUUCCGUGAACAAGAUUUUCCCUUCUUCAACGCAAACGAGUUCGAAAGAAGAGUCGAUCAAGAUGAGGAAAAUGCUGCCUAAUUUCCUAAAACCAGAAGCCUUGCAAAGAUACAUAGGGAUGAUGGAUAUGAUUGCCCAAAGACACUUCGAAGCCAGUUGGGAAGGCAAGCAAGAAAUAACAGUGUUCCCACUUGCCAAAAGAUACACCUUUUGGGUGGCUUGCAAAGUGUUUCUAAGCAUAGAAGACCCCGUCCAUGUAUCUAAAUUAGCCGACCUUUUCAAUGCUUUAGCCGCCGGAAUCAUUACCGUCCCCAUUGACUUACCGGGAACACCUUUCCGGCGAGCUAUCAAUGCUGCUGAAACCACCAGGAAGGAGUUGAUGGCGAUCAUCAAGCAAAGAAAGAUGGAUCUCGCAGAAAAUAAAGCAACCCCAGACCAAGAUAUAUUGUCCCACAUGUUGCUUGCAACCGAUGAGAAGGGGCAGUACUUGAAUGAAUUGAACAUUGCUGAUAGGAUCCUGGGUUUGCUGAUUGGUGGUCACGAUACUGCCAGUGCUACCGUUACUUUCAUUGUCAAGUAUCUUGCUGAGCUUCCUAACAUCUACAACGAGGUUUACAAAGAACAAAUGGAGAUAGCAAGAUCAAAGAAAGAAGGGGAGAUGCUAAACUGGGAAGACAUAAAAAAGAUGAAAUAUUCAUGGAACGUAGCCUGCGAAGUGAUGAGACUUGCGCCUCCGCUUCAGGGUGCUUUCAGAGAGGCCAUCACCGACUUCACCUUCGCUGGUUUCUCCAUUCCCAAGGGCUGGAAGUUGCAUUGGAAUGUGAAUUCAACCCACAAAAACCCCGAGUGCUUCCCUGAGCCAGAGAAGUUCGAGCCUGCAAGAUUCGAAGGCAGUGGACCAGCUCCUUACACAUUUGUCCCCUUCGGAGGAGGACCAAGGAUGUGUCCUGGGAAAGAGUACGCUCGUCUGGAGAUACUGGUUUUCAUGCACAAUGUAAUCAAAAGGUUUAACUGGGAAAAGCUGAUACCUGAUGAGAUGAUAAUAGUGGAUCCACUCCCCAUGCCUGCUAAAGGACUCCCUGUUCGCCUCCUUCCCCAUUAAUCCCAACAUGCAACUUAUUUUCUCUUCAGCAAUUUCAAUAAUUAAGACAUCACAGUCUUAGCUCUCUCAAACAAGCAAAGCAAACCAUUUCACUGCUAUUCCUUCCCUUGUUGUUUCUCUCUUCUUCUUUCUUCAUCUUUAAAUCUUAAGG
Molecule: messenger RNA, 1586 nt
Organism: Gossypium raimondii (Peruvian cotton)
Lineage: Eukaryota; Viridiplantae; Streptophyta; Magnoliopsida; Malvales; Malvaceae
Product: beta-amyrin 28-monooxygenase
Exons: 3
Coding region: 5-1435 (476 amino acids)
Biological process (GO): sterol metabolic process
Molecular function (GO): monooxygenase activity; oxidoreductase activity, acting on paired donors, with incorporation or reduction of molecular oxygen; iron ion binding
Source: RefSeq, a predicted model, not a curated record